GAGCACACAGCUUGUUGACAGAAGGCUUGAGUAAGGCUUUUUAAACACAGCUGUAUAUUCAGGCAUCACUAUGGAUUCAUUUACAUAAUACUAUUUUCUGAAGCUGCAAGGUUUACUCAGACAGCAGCACAGCACUCAUUCCAAUUGUUAUAUUUAAACCAAUAAGGUCUGAACUCUGAACAAGGGAACCAGUGUGGUUUGCCUCCCUGAAACACACACACACAAAAAAAACCCCUCUGGAUAUGUGAGCAGAUCUACCAGAAAAUCCAAACAAAUAGGAGGGAAGAGGAUUAUAAUUCUUUGUCUUGGGAUCUGAGAUAGUAUCUGUAUUUACUGAGGAAGGAGCUCUCUCCUCAGAGCUGGCUUCAGAGUUCCGGCUGAUUGCUGGAGAUUGAUGCUACAGUACAUGCAGGCAAGCACCGCAAGAAUAAGCUACUGUAAAAAAGUCUUCCAGAGAAAAUCCAAUGUGUUAAUUUCCUUUCUCCAAAGCAUUUCUUUCCUCCCAGACAUUCAGGCUUUUGAGUCUGCAACGUUAAUCAGGGAUUUUUCCUCCAGAGGUCUGGUUUUACCUUCCAGAAGCAGACAAUUCAGCUGAGAUGUUCAGUUUAUAAGGCUAGAAGCAAACGUAUGACUGAACUCUGCCCAGGAGCUGUUCCUUUCAACGAUGUUCAGUUUAUAAGGUUUCGUAGGAGCAAAAACUCACAACUGGACUCUCCGCAGGAGCUUGCCAUUGUUGGACUUAUCGAAUGGAGGGAAAGUGGAGGACUUGUUACUGACAGAACAGAUAUCUUUAAAACAGAGCCCAUGAGCAGCAGUGACAUUGUGACCACAACUGCAGACGGACAUUUAGACAACUUCUCAGGGUCAGUGAUUGGAAGCAGUGGAUAUAGCCCCCGACAAGCCCAACAGUUUUCCCCACAAAUCUAUCCAUCCAACAGGGCAUAUCCCCAUAUUCUGCCUAACCCUUCUUCCCAAACUAUGGCUGCAUAUGGACAGACACAAUUCUCCUCGGGAAUGCAACAAGCAACAGCAUAUGCAACAUACCCCCAGCCAGGACAGCCUUAUGGAAUCCCACCAUAUGGUGCAUUGUGGGCAGGCAUCAAGACGGAAGGUGGAUUACCACAGCCACAAUCACCUGGACAGACUGGAUUUCUAAGUUAUGGCUCAAGCUUUAGCACACCACAGCCUGGACAAGCACCAUACAGUUAUCAAAUGCAAGGGAGCAGUUUUACCACAGCAUCAGGAAUCUAUGCAGGAAGUAAUUCACUCACAAAUUCAACUGGAUUUAAUAGUUCCCAGCAGGAAUAUCCAUCUUAUCCCAGCUUUGGCCAGGGCCAGUAUGCACAAUAUUAUAACAGUUCACCGUAUCCUUCACAUUACAUGACAAGCAGUAACACCAGCCCGACUACUCCCUCAACUACUGCAACAUACCAGCUACAGGAGCCCCCGUCCGGCAUCACCAGCCAAGCUGUUACAGAUCACUCCACAGCCGAAUACAGCACUAUCCACAGUCCAUCAACGCCUAUUAAAGAUUCAGAUUCAGAUCGAUUGCGGCGCAGUUCGGAUGGAAAGUCACGGGGGCGAGGCAGGAGAAACAACAACCCUUCCCCACCUCCAGAUUCUGACCUUGAAAGAGUUUUCAUAUGGGAUCUGGAUGAGACAAUCAUUGUUUUUCACUCGUUGUUGACAGGAUCUUAUGCUAACAGAUAUGGAAGGGACCCACCCACAUCAGUAUCGCUUGGGCUCCGCAUGGAGGAAAUGAUAUUUAACUUGGCUGAUACACAUUUGUUCUUCAAUGAUUUAGAGGAAUGUGACCAGGUUCAUAUUGAUGAUGUUUCUUCAGACGACAAUGGACAAGAUUUAAGCACAUAUAACUUUGGGACAGAUGGCUUUCCAGCGGCAGCAACCAGCGCAAACCUGUGUUUAGCAACAGGGGUUCGAGGUGGGGUGGACUGGAUGAGAAAAUUGGCUUUUCGUUAUAGAAGAGUAAAAGAAAUCUACAACACAUACAAAAAUAAUGUGGGAGGUCUACUUGGCCCUGCCAAACGGGAGGCAUGGCUGCAACUGAGGGCAGAAAUUGAAGCACUGACAGAUUCCUGGUUAACGCUUGCACUGAAAGCCCUUACGUUAAUCCAUUCUAGGUCGAACUGUGUAAAUAUACUUGUUACAACUACCCAGCUUAUUCCGGCCCUGGCAAAGGUUUUGCUGUAUGGAUUGGGGAUCGUUUUCCCAAUUGAGAACAUUUAUAGUGCAACCAAAAUAGGAAAAGAAAGCUGCUUUGAAAGAAUCAUUCAGCGGUUUGGGCGGAAAGUUGUAUAUGUAGUAGUAGGUGAUGGGGUUGAGGAAGAACAAGGAGCCAAAAAGCAUUCAAUGCCAUUUUGGAGAAUCACAAGCCACUCUGACCUGAUGGCCCUGCACCAUGCAUUAGAACUUGAAUAUUUAUAGCAACAAAUGGCACUUUGUUUUUUUCUUGAAGAGAUUUAAAGGAUAACACAAAACAUUGUUUCCUCUGUCACUAUGCAAAUCAGUCAUUUGUAACAAGCUAUAAUGGAUUUACCAUUGAAAAAUCAUUAUUGUAAAAUUGCUCGUGUUUAUAACGUUGGCAAAUGGCUACCAUGCCCUGCGAACAUCCAACAUCAGCCGUCAUCACUAUUCUAGAAACAAUAUAAAGUUUUGUUCCUGUGAAGAUAAACUGGACUACCUAGUGUAACCGGAAAGAGGGUAAAUAGAUGCCCCUCCCACGCAGCUCCAUUCUCUCGGCCUCAUUUCCUGACAAAAGAAAGUUUACUGUUUGUUGCAUCCAAAGUAAUAAAACUUAUUUAUGAAUGGACCUCACAUAUAGACACACAAGGAUUGAUAUGGUAAGGCACGUGAGCGCUAAACGGUUUUUAUCAUUUGGACUCAGUAAAUACUUUGUGCAGAAUAGUCUAACCUGUAUACUGUAAUUUAAACUAUGUACAUCACUGAGACAAUCAUGUACAGAAAGAUUUUGGGUAAAUUUGUAAUAAUGGAUUCUUUACAUAUUGUUUAGGUAAAUAUUCUCAAAGGGUAGCAACGCCUUGGUUGGGCACAUAUACUGGGCGGAGUGUGUGUGAGCUGUUGUGCAGUGCCUUAACAAAGUGUUAGAUAUAAAUAUGUAGAUAUAUUUUAUUUUAUGCUUUUUUUUUUACUGUAGUGGUAUUUGUUAUGACCAAAAGCAUGGAUGUCAAGUGUCAAUAAUGUUUUACCAUUACCUCUUUUCAACACUAAUGAAAAUAUAAACAUGCUUGUGUGUUCAUAACUCAUGGGUGACAAGUUAACUAACCACCAGAUAAAAAAAAAAUCAUCAACUUAAUCCCAGUGACAUCUUAGGGUAGGUCCAAAGAGGCAACUGUCUUAGCAAUUACUCACUGUGAGAAAGCCUCCAUUAAUACUAGCUUGAGUGACAAGCCGCACUAAGUAGUGUCAGAUCGGCGAGUGCUCCAACUUGUCUUAUGAAGGGCAGUUCACACACAAUCACAAUCAAACUUCUCAGGUAUGACAUGCUGAGGGUGUUUUUGCCAGCCUACCUUAGUCAAUGUGCAGCCACACAAGCUACACUAAGCAUUGCCUCGUGGCCCUAGCCUUUCUGUGGCACAUAUACUGUAUGAGUGCUUACCCCCCAGCACUUUUGUGCUUCAAUAUCAAUAACUUGGAAUAAAGACCACCCCCCCAUACAAUUAUUUUCCAGUAACAGGAGUGUCUCUUUAUCUAUGCUGUUCUCCUAUCCUAUAUGUCUAUAUCCUUUUUGUUGUCUCUGAUUCUCUUUGUUUUUGAUGUGUGUACACAUUCAGUGCUCCUGGUUAUAUAUACAAAUAGCAAGAGUGUUCCAUAGGUCUUCAUACUUUGUACUAUAAAAGAUGAUCACUGUGCUGUGCUUGAUCAGCAACGGCUGGUUGAAAUGUGAUCUACUGAUUAAGGCACAAUGGGACAGAUCCAGUUCAAUAAGAAAAACUUAUCUCAUGGUUUAUAUAUUGAAAUCUCAAUAAAAGCCUAUAAGCCUAUGGGAAAAUCUGCAAUUGAAUUAGAUCAGCUUUUCUUAUUGAAUUGAUCCUAGCCCAAUAUGUUGGUCUUUAUUCGCAUAUAUCUACCCAGCUCUCUUGUAUUUGAAUCAAAAUUUACUGUUCCUACAGUAUAUUAACCAAAAGUUCUGUUAUAUGGCAUUGUAAUUCACACACCUUGAAUGUUCUCAAUACUACAUUGUUUAGUGUAGGGCUUUCUGUAUGUUAUAUAUUUCCCUGGCUGGCAGGUUAAUGAUCAGUGAUGGAGUUGGCUAUAUAAGUAUACUUCUUUGCAUGAUAUGCCAUACUGGAUCUAUGGCACAAAACAGACAUUCAUUGUCAUUUCCAGUUUCUAUAUAAAAUAAUCCAGUUAAACCAAUGUUAAUUGGGAAUUCAUAAGAUGCCAAGUAACAGGACUUUCACAGUGUAUGGAAUGCAUUUGCUAGAGCAAACACAUCUGACUGUAGGUGAAGAUACAAAAAAAUCAAAUAAAAUAUUUUUUGGGGGUGGAAUUGAGAGCCAAAGCUGAUGUUUAGGGUAGGGUAAGUUCUAAGCUAGAAGGCCUGUAAAGCAAUAGGCUCAUUACUCUCAAGGUGACUUGGGGGGGCUACUGGAACCUGCUUGGCUGUCUUGGGUCUAUUAAAAAAUAAGUGAGCCCCGCUCCCUACCAGGUAAUUGUAAUGAUUGUUCUUCUUGACCCUCAGAUUGAUGGAGCCCACUGAGUAACACAAUUCCUCAUCCAUACAACAUUCACAUUCUGAGUUUACUGUUCUAAGCUGUAAAACCUAUUCUUUGGCAUAAAUGGUACAUUCAAGGAGUAAUUUGGUGAUAUAGUAUGCGUAUUUCCUUUCUCAGCACUUUUCAUUUCAGCCUCACAAAGGGUUUAGUGAUCUCUAAAUACAUAUUUACCUUUCUGUUUCUGCUUGCUUGGAACACCAGCUCUACACUAUAGCUAUACACUAGAAAAACUAGCUUGAUAAUAAACAAAAGCAAACUCCUCCCAGCAGAGGACUCGUAUUGCUGCUAGAAUCAGUAAUUUGUGGGUAUGACAAAUUGCUUUGUUACCAACAGUGUAAAGUAGUGUUUAUGUUCUGCUGAGAAGAAUACACAGGGAUUUUUUUAAACAGUCCUUAUUCAGACAUGUUGGCCUUAUUGUACAAAAGAUGUGUGCUCUAUACGGAAAAUGCAAAUGUGUAUAGGUUUUUUUUUUUUUUCUUUUCAUCCAAUUUUGUGUUAAAUUAAUAAAUUUUAAUUUGUGAAAUAUUAAUUAAAUUGUGCUUAAUUUUAUUUUUUACAUGUACUUAUUGUAAUUAUUGUAUUACUUGUAUGUUAUUUUUUGGGGGGAGCUUCUGUAAGAGGAAAAAAAUCUAGAAAAGUUGAAGAAAAUCAGUUGAAAUAAAAUUGGAAGAGUAAAUUA
Messenger RNA from Xenopus tropicalis (tropical clawed frog), 5436 nucleotides. RefSeq names its product EYA transcriptional coactivator and phosphatase 1 (gene eya1). Gene Ontology annotation, molecular function: protein tyrosine phosphatase activity. Gene Ontology annotation, cellular component: nucleus. The record is from RefSeq and is a predicted model, not a curated record. Bases 628 to 2445 code for a protein of 605 amino acids. Lineage: Eukaryota; Metazoa; Chordata; Amphibia; Anura; Pipidae. The transcript has 16 exons.